CACGAGCCCUGUUACUCGAUAUUGCGCAGAGCAAAAUGGUGACGGACUCUCAGGGCAGCCGGGAGAUGGCCGUCAAGGCACGCAGCGCCUCGCGGGCGCUGCAGGCGCUGCGUUCUGAGGACCGGGUGGCGAUCCUGAACCGCAUUGCCGACUCCCUGGAGCAGCACGAGCAGCAGAUCAUGGCAGAGAAUGCGGUGGACGUGGCGGCGGCGGGCGGCACCAUCAGCGACUCGCUGCUGCAGCGCCUGGUGCUCAAGCCCAACAAAAUCCACCAGCUGGCAGACGGCAUCCGCGCGAUAGCCAAGCAGGAGGAGCCGGUGGGCCGCCUGCUGAGCAGGCUGGAGGUAGCGGAGGGGCUGGUGCUGGACAAGGUCACCUCCCCCAUCGGCGUGCUGCUCAUCAAGGGCGGCAAGGAGGCCACCCGCUCCAACGCCCUGCUGCACCAGCUGAUUGUGGACGCGGUGGCGGAGGUGGCGCCCGGCGUGGGGCGGGACCUGAUCGGCCUGGUGACCAGCCGCCACGAGAUUGACGAGCUGCUGAAGCUGCACGACGUCAUAGACCUGGUCAUUCCCCGCGGCUCCAACCAGCUGGUCAGUUACAUCCAGGCGCACACCAAGAUACCGGUGCUGGGCCACGCCGACGGCAUCUGCCACAUCUACGUCGACACGGCGGCAGACCCCGCCAAGGCGCGCCGCGUCUGCCUGGACGCAAAGGUGGACUACCCGGCGGCAUGCAACGCAGUGGAGAAGAUCUUGGUGCACGACAGCCUGGUGGGGGAGCAGCUCAACUCGCUUGUCAAGGCGCUGCAGGAUGCGGGCGUGACCGUGCACGGCGGCGAGCGUGCUGCGGCGGCGCUGGGCCUGCCGCCCGCCCCCUCUGUGCGGCACGAGUACAGCAGCCUGGAUGUGACGGUGGAGCUAGUGGGGGGGCUGGGAGAGGCGAUCGACCACAUCCACACCCACGGCAGCGGGCACACAGAGUGCAUCGUCACGGAGGACCAGGCGGCGGCUGACGACUUCCUGCGGCGGGUGGACAGCGCAUGCGUGUUCCACAACGCCAGCACCCGCUUCAGCGAUGGCUACCGCUUCGGCCUGGGGGCGGAGGUGGGCAUCAGCACGGCGCGCAUCCACGCCCGCGGCCCGGUGGGCGUGGAGGGCCUGCUGACCACCCGCUACCUCAUGCGCGGCACGGGGCAGGCGGUGGAGAAGGACAAGGGGGUGCAGUACACCUUCAAGCCGCUGCCGCUCAGCUGAGCCGCGGGUGGGCUGGGUGCGGCGGCGGCGCGACCCUGCAACACCCUGCAACGCCGCACAACGAUUUUGCCUUGGGGAGAGCAUUGUUACAGCACGGUAGGAGCUUAGUCAUUUAUGUUAUGCGAUCGCAUU
Messenger RNA from Chlorella variabilis, 1385 nucleotides. RefSeq lists its product as hypothetical. The transcript has 10 exons. Gene Ontology annotation, molecular function: NADP binding; glutamate-5-semialdehyde dehydrogenase (NADP+) activity. NCBI's taxonomy places the organism in Eukaryota, Viridiplantae, Chlorophyta, Trebouxiophyceae, Chlorellales, Chlorellaceae. The coding region runs from base 36 to 1253 and encodes 405 amino acids. The record is from RefSeq and is a predicted model, not a curated record.